AUGGAGAAUCUCAAUCAGAAACUGAAAAUCGUCUUGCAAGUCAGAGAGAAUAAGCGUCGCAAUCGCGUGCAAGAGAGUCAAGUAUCGAGCGUUCACAGCGGCUUGAAGAACAAAAUAUUAGAAAUGUACAAGCUCGCGCUAGGGAAUCGAGCUCUGAACGUUCCGAGCGCCUUCAAAAUCAGAGAGAAAGACAACAGACGGCAACGGCUAGAGUUCGCAAUCGAGUUGUAG
Molecule: messenger RNA, 231 nt
Organism: Macrosiphum euphorbiae (potato aphid)
Lineage: Eukaryota; Metazoa; Arthropoda; Insecta; Hemiptera; Aphididae
Source: the annotation of a GenBank genome assembly